Molecule: messenger RNA, 490 nt
Organism: Trichogramma pretiosum
Lineage: Eukaryota; Metazoa; Arthropoda; Insecta; Hymenoptera; Trichogrammatidae
Exons: 2
Coding region: 9-467 (152 amino acids)
Source: RefSeq, a predicted model, not a curated record
AACUUUUUAUGAUGAAUGAACAAGACGAAAUGCACGACGAAGACACGCUUGAAAUAGCAUCAAAAACGUGGAAAAGGUCAAUGAAUGCAGUCUCCACGCAAGGAUUUCGAGAGGGGAGAGAAGAUGGAUCGAUGUCAGUUUAUCAAGAAGGUUUUGAUAAAGGAUAUGUAGACGCAUUCAAAAUUUCGUUUAUAUUAGGUGCUUACAAAGGAUUUUUAAAACAGUUAGGCAAAGAUGUCGAGUUUCCGGAAGAAAUAAAAAUAAUAUUGGAUCAAAGUAAGAAAGGAAUGUGUUACUUAUGUGCGAAUGAAUCCACAAAACCACUUGAUGGGUACAAAAAUAUUGAUGAAAUUCGUAAUUGUCAAAGAGAACAUGCUCAAAAGAUAAUUAAAAUUAUAAAAGAUAUCAUGGAUCCCUUAUUAAAUGAAUCAAAAAUUGACGUUACAUCCUUAUAUUUGAAUCUGUGACAUUUUUAAUGUUCUAUUAUGUA